CUCUGCUUUCUCUCGUCUUCUCCAUUUACUCUUUUUUCUCUGCAGAGUUUUUCGGAAAAAGAAAUUGUUCUUUCUCAUUGAUUCUACAUUUCUACAGAACGAGAGAGAGAUAAGGAUUUGUGAGAGAACAACAAUGGCGCUCGUGAAAACGGAAACGCAGGCGUUAGGAAACCACCAGCAUUCUUCAAGGUUUGGUUCGCUUUACGUCGGUGAUCUUAGCCCAGACGUGACGGAGAAAGAUCUCAUUGAUAAGUUCUCUUUGAAUGUUCCGGUAGUGUCCGUUCAUCUUUGCCGUAACUCUGUCACCGGAAAAUCCAUGUGUUACGCUUACAUCAACUUCGAUUCACCUUUCAGCGCAUCGAAUGCUAUGACUCGCUUAAACCAUAGUGAUUUGAAGGGAAAGGCUAUGCGAAUAAUGUGGUCUCAGAGGGAUCUUGCGUACCGUCGUCGUACUCGUACUGGUUUUGCAAAUCUAUACGUAAAGAAUCUGGAUAGCUCGAUUACUAGCAGUUGCUUAGAGCGAAUGUUUUGCCCCUUUGGUUCCAUACUUUCUUGCAAAGUCGUUGAAGAGAAUGGCCAAAGUAAAGGUUUUGGCUUUGUUCAGUUUGAUACAGAGCAAUCUGCUGUAUCUGCUCGUUCUGCUCUCCACGGCUCUAUGGUUUAUGGCAAGAAACUGUUUGUUGCCAAGUUCAUCAACAAGGAUGAAAGAGCAGCUAUGGCAGGAAAUCAAGACUCUACAAACGUUUAUGUGAAGAAUCUGAUCGAAACUGUUACAGAUGAUUGUCUACAUACACUGUUUUCUCAAUAUGGAACUGUCUCUAGUGUUGUGGUUAUGAGGGAUGGUAUGGGAAGAUCUAGAGGUUUCGGAUUUGUUAACUUCUGCAAUCCAGAAAAUGCUAAGAAAGCUAUGGAAUCUCUCUGUGGACUACAACUUGGAUCGAAGAAAUUGUUUGUUGGUAAGGCACUCAAGAAAGAUGAAAGGAGGGAGAUGCUGAAACAGAAAUUCAGUGACAACUUUAUUGCAAAGCCUAACAUGAGAUGGUCCAAUCUGUACGUGAAGAACUUGAGUGAAUCAAUGAAUGAAACAAGACUGCGAGAAAUCUUUGGAUGCUAUGGGCAAAUAGUUUCAGCUAAAGUGAUGUGUCAUGAGAAUGGCAGAAGUAAAGGAUUCGGCUUUGUGUGCUUCUCUAACUGUGAAGAGUCCAAACAGGCUAAAAGAUAUCUCAAUGGGUUCUUAGUUGAUGGAAAGCCAAUAGUUGUUCGAGUUGCAGAGCGCAAAGAGGAUCGAAUCAAGAGGUUGCAGCAAUAUUUUCAGGCACAGCCACGCCAGUACACGCAAGCUCCUUCUGCCCCUUCACCAGCUCAGCCAGUCCUCUCAUAUGUGUCCAGCUCAUAUGGUUGCUUUCAGCCAUUCCAGGUCGGGACAUCUUAUUACUAUAUGGGCAAUCAGGUGCCACAAAUGUCCGGUCACCAAAACAUCACCACCUACGUUCCAGCUGGGAAAGUGCCUCUCAAGGAGAGAAGAUCAAUGCAUCUGGUCUACAAACAUCCGGCUUAUCCCGUUGCCAAGAGGGGUGCUAAACAGACACUGGUUUUUAAGGGUGAGGUUAACAGAAAUUUAGAGGCUGCAACAUGCUCCAAAGCAACAACAUCUGAGGAGAACCGUAAAGAAGAACGAAGAUUGACUUUGUCAGGAAAGUUGUCACCAGAAGUGAAGGUAGAGGAAUCAGGAAAACAAUUGCAAUGAUUGAAGCUUCUUAAACUUUGGCCCUGCUGCUCUGGCUGGAGAUUUCUCACUGCUUAGAAUUCUACGCUGUUCAUUUUAACACUUCAUUAGGUUUUCCUCAUAGCAAUGGUAUAUGUAGAUCUUUUGAUCACACAGGGAGAUGGUUGUAUAUAGUUUCUGGUACUAAGUGUUCUCAACUCUUGGUUUAGUACUUGUAAUAAGUUUCAAUACAUUUUUAGUAAAACAGUGAUG
Arabidopsis thaliana (thale cress) is the source of this 1978-nucleotide messenger RNA. It is a transcript of the gene PAB6, whose product is annotated as poly(A) binding protein 6. Gene Ontology annotation, molecular function: nucleic acid binding; RNA binding. Gene Ontology annotation, cellular component: cytoplasm; nucleus. The transcript has 7 exons. Bases 134 to 1747 code for a protein of 537 amino acids. The record is from RefSeq and is marked reviewed. NCBI's taxonomy places the organism in Eukaryota, Viridiplantae, Streptophyta, Magnoliopsida, Brassicales, Brassicaceae.